UUUUGCAGCGUGGUGCCGGGGAUGCCACGGAAGUCCAUUUCCAAAUCCGAUCUCAACCUCACCAAGAUGCCCCAGAGCCGCGAACUCCAGAACAAGAAGAACACCCACAAGGACCGCCAGUCGCGCGGCCCCGUGGGCUCGGGAGCGGAGCCCAAGAAGCACGGUGCCGGUGGCCACAACUGGGGCAAUGCCCUCGACGACUACCACCACCCGACGACCGACGUUGUCGACCGCGCCGACCCCAACUACGACAGCAGCGACGAAGCACACUAAGGAGCGCCUUCAGCACACAUGCCCUAGCUUUCCGCCUGCUCGCCGACCCUCCGCCUAGCUUCCCAAUUCCCUUGUACCUCUAAAAUAUCUAAAAACACAACCAACUUUCACCAGCACGCAACUCCCGUUCCUAGUGAUCUAGCAUUCAGAAUGCCCAACAUGUGCACAAGUUGGCAAUCUGAGCUUAAAAUCCCGAUAAUGUUGACAACGACCUUGAAAUAUAGGAAACGCAUA
Molecule: messenger RNA, 507 nt
Organism: Saprolegnia diclina VS20
Lineage: Eukaryota; Oomycota; Saprolegniomycetes; Saprolegniales; Saprolegniaceae
Exons: 1
Coding region: 22-273 (83 amino acids)
Source: RefSeq, a predicted model, not a curated record